AUGACAAAUAUAGAGAAUACAACGAACAUACUUAUUCUACAAUCCGAAUCCGAAUCACCGUACAAUGCAUAUGAUGAUAAUAAAGACAUUAUAUGGCCUUCAGUUGUUGGUAUUUUCGUAACAUUAGCAUUAGGUUGGAUGAUAUGUCGUUAUAAAUGUUCAUCAAAAGAACGAUCACCACAUAGUGUACGAUGUUGUCCAAAAUCAUUAUGUAAAAAUAUUCGAUUAUGUUUUAUGUAUAUAUUUGGAAUGAAACAUGAUCAACAACUAGAUCUUGAUUCACGAAUAUCAACAAAUAAUAAUAAAACAAGAACAUCUGCCUAUAGUUUACAAGAAAUUCCAUUUCUUAUCGAUCAUUCAUUAAUGACUCGACCAUCUUUAUCACAAGUACAUCAACAAUGGCCACCACCAUUUAUUCUUAAUCAAUCACCUUCUUUUCCUUUGUCAAUAGCAGUUCAACCAACACCAACAGCAUUUCAACCAAAAAGACAUCCAUUACGUCGUGAAUCUACAUUAACUGGACUUAAUAACGAAAGACGAGAGUCAUCUUUGUGGCCAUUUCGUACGCUUACUGCAGUAUUCCACAGACAAACAAGUGAAAUCAAAGAAAACGAUCUCUUUCUUAGUUCUUGA
Molecule: messenger RNA, 633 nt
Organism: Rotaria sp. Silwood2
Lineage: Eukaryota; Metazoa; Rotifera; Eurotatoria; Philodinida; Philodinidae
Source: the annotation of a GenBank genome assembly